This is a messenger RNA of Pseudophryne corroboree (corroboree frog), 936 nucleotides long. Its product is annotated as taste receptor type 2 member 1-like. Gene Ontology annotation, molecular function: bitter taste receptor activity; G protein-coupled receptor activity. Gene Ontology annotation, cellular component: membrane. Bases 1 to 936 code for a protein of 311 amino acids. The record is from RefSeq and is a predicted model, not a curated record. The transcript has a single exon. Gene Ontology annotation, biological process: sensory perception of taste; G protein-coupled receptor signaling pathway. NCBI's taxonomy places the organism in Eukaryota, Metazoa, Chordata, Amphibia, Anura, Myobatrachidae.
AUGGGUUUAGACCACAUAUUCGUCCCUACGUAUGUCGUGGGAUUUUUUAUUGUCCUCAUAGUGGAGAUCAUUAUUGGGACUCUGACCAAUGGAUUCAUUGUAUUUGUCAAUUUCCAUGACUGGUUGAGAGGGAAACCCCUGAACACUAGUGACCAGUUAGUGGUGUCUCUGGCUCUCUCGAACACUUGCGCCUCUUGUGCAAAUGCCGCUAUCAUUGUGUGUGCAGUUUAUUAUACUGAUAUUUUCCUGGUCUACUAUGUAUUUUGCACAUUAUAUUCCAUCAUGUCCUACUGCAUUUUCUCCAGUUCUUGGCUUUCUGCCUGGCUGUGUUUAUUCUUCUGUCUAAAGAUAAUUAGCUUUAAAAGCGGCUGUUUUGCAUGGAUGAAGACGAAGGUCGCAACGAUCGUUCCAUGGCUGAUUCUCUUGUCCCAAGUUCUGUCCUUCUGCUUAAGCAUUCCUUUCUUUUUUUCAUUUACCCAAGUGUUUGAACCCAAUUCCACAGCUGAGACCGGGACCAAUUACACUUCUGGGGUUGUCGUUGGAUAUGAAAUGAAUUCUUUGUAUAAUUUUAUUUCAAUGUUUGUGAAUUGCUUCAUCCCAUUUCUGAUUGUAAUGAUCACGACUGGCCGAAUCAUUGCGUCACUCCACAACCACGCCCGUCAUAUGAGACAGAAUAUGGAGGAUGACCGUGGUCCAAGCGUAAAGGCUCACCAGGGGGCUGCCCGCACUAUGAUGUCACUCCUUUUCCUUUAUCUCAUUUUCUAUGUGGUAGAACUUGGGAUUGGGUUCCUAACAAUGUUGAACCCAAUAUUCUGGAUUUGUUUUGUGCUCAUUUUCUCUUUUCCCACUGUACAGUCCUUUAUAGUUAUCAUGGGGAACGUCAAGCUCAAGCAGAUGUGCUUAAAAUUACUGAAGAAUAGUGGAAAUAAGCAAUAG